AUGGCUCAACCAAAACUUGCAGGUUUCCACAUUCUUCAUCUUCUUGUUUUGGUCAUCAAUGUGUUUGUUCCCAAGGCAUUCUCCCAUUGCAAUGGUGAGGAGGGUGAGUACAUCUCAGCCGUUGGGGAUCCCGGGAUGGCAAGGGAUGGGCUGAGAUUAGCCAUUGAAGGAUGGAACCAAUGCAAUGAGGUUGGAGAAGAGGCUCCUAACAUGGGCAGCCCCAGAGCUGCAGAUUGCUUUGAUGUCUACAACACUCCUCCUCAGCAACAAGUCCCUUAUUAUGAGUUAGUCCACAGAGUCACAGAGGAGGAUAACAAGCUUGGAAUCGGGCAAUCGUUUCUUGGAGUGGAAUCAAAAGCAGUGUUUAAUGCAGACCUUUAUGCUGCACAGAAAGAGCUCUACUUAGGCUCAAAAUGUCAGGUUCACGACACCCCGAAACCAUGGCAAUUCUGGAUGAUCAUGCUCAAGAAUGGCAACAUGGAUACUUAUGCAGGAAAGUGCCCAGAAAAUGGCCAAAAAGUAGGGCCAUUUGGGGCUGGUAACCAGUUCCCUUGCUUUGGGAAAGGGUGCAUGAACCAGCCUUUGAUUUAUCACAAUUACACAGCUUUACAAGGGCCUAAUAGGACUACACUCAAAGGAAGCUUUUAUGGGUCAUGGGAUUUGGAGUCUGGGUUGAGCAAUAAUGGGUCUUUCUAUUCUGUGAAGUGGGAGAAGGAGCUUGGAAAAGGAAGCUGGGUUUUCCACCAUGUUUUGAGGACCUCAAGAAAAUACCCAUGGCUGAUGCUUUAUCUAAGAUCAGAUGCCACAAGAGGGUUUUCUGGUGGUUACCAUUAUCCAACUAGGGGCAUGUUAAAAAUUAUACCGAGAUCGCCACACUUCAGAGUGAGAUUCACCCUGAAUGUGAUCAAGGGAGGAGGUCCAAACAGCCAAUUCUACUUGCUAGACAUGGGGAGCUGCUGGAAGAACAAUGGGAGGCCAUGUGAUGGGAAUGUAACAUCAGACGUGACGCGAUACAGUGAAAUGAUACUGAACCCAGAAACACCAUCCUGGUGCAAUCCUGGUGACCCAAAGCUAUGCCCUCCAUACCACACAUUCCCUAAUGGAACCAAGGUGCACCGGAACGACACAGCUAACUAUCCCUAUCAGGCCUAUCAUGUGUACUGUGCACCGGGGAAUGGGGAGCAUGUUGAGAGCCCCUAUGUUCCUUGUGAUCCCUACAGUAAUCCUCAACCACAGGAGAUUAUGCAGAUUUUGCCCCAUCCAGUUUGGGGUGAUUAUGGUUACCCUACCAAGCAAGGGGAGGGGUGGAUUGGUGACCCAAGAACAUGGGAUCUUGAUGUUGGGAGGCUGUCAAAAUCCCUCCACUUUUACCAGGAUCCAGGGAGUGUACCAGCUAGGAGGAAAUGGACAUCAAUUGACCUGGGAACUGAAAUAUAUAAAGACCCUGACCAAGAGGCAGAAUGGACUGUUACUGAUUUUAAUGUUCUUAUUCCCAAGAAAACCCAAAAGCAAUAA
Molecule: messenger RNA, 1515 nt
Organism: Ipomoea triloba (trilobed morning glory)
Lineage: Eukaryota; Viridiplantae; Streptophyta; Magnoliopsida; Solanales; Convolvulaceae
Exons: 4
Coding region: 1-1515 (504 amino acids)
Source: RefSeq, a predicted model, not a curated record